AUGAACUUCUCGAUCGAGUUGAGCUCACUCAUCGCCGUCUUCGCGCUUCUCGUCCACAUCUCAUCGGCCGCUGUCGUGCCGGCAGACUAUUCGCCGUACGCGCGUGACGUCGCCGAGAUGCCGCCGCCGCCGUCGUCGUUCGUCGUCGACGGCGAACCGAUGCCGCCGGUGAAACGCGCGCAAACGUUCGUCCGAUUCGGCAAACGCGCGCAGACCUUCGUGCGGUUCGGCAAACGCGGACAGACGUUCGUGAGAUUCGGAAGAAGCGCUCCGAUCAGUGAAGAAUAA
Caenorhabditis bovis is the source of this 288-nucleotide messenger RNA. Lineage: Eukaryota; Metazoa; Nematoda; Chromadorea; Rhabditida; Rhabditidae. The record is from the annotation of a GenBank genome assembly.